AUGUACUCCCACCUGCCGUAUAGCCCAAAAGGAAGCCAAGUGGUGCGUGUGGCUCAGUGGACCCCCCAGCGUGGUCUAGCCAUUCGAAGUGGCUCAGCGCUCUUCCCUGAGAAAUUCGAUAACUUUUACGGAGGUACGAUCAAUGUGACAGCGAAAAACUAUAAGCCUCUGUGGUUUGAGGUAGACGAGGUCGCAGCCAGUGGUAGGGUUACGAAAAGAACGACUGGGAUGGACUACCUACUUCUUGAGGCCGUGUCGAAGAGCUUGAAUUUUACGUACAACAAUCUCUAUGUCGAUUCGUGGGCUGAGGCUUUGGACCUCACAAGCCAAAGGGUCUCCUUCGUCACCCCCGUCUACCACGCCGUCCUCGCCACCCGCCUGAAGCGCUUCGACUACAGCUUGGGCUACACGUUUGCCUUCAUCUCCUUCAGCAUGAAAAAGCCUGAGAUUCAGCCUCAGUGGCAGAGUCUGUAUUACCCUCUGGCGGACCAAGUGUGGCUGGCUAUCCUGCUGAGUGUGGUUCUAGCGCCGGGGUUCCUCCUUAUAAGAAACAUUGCAAAAUAUAGGAUACAAAUAAUACAUUCAACGGUAAGAAUUUGUAAUUUGUACAACCAAUCCGAAACUGGUUCCUCACGCCCCCAGGUGGCCCGCAUGGAGGCUGCUCUCCUGGGGGUUCGAGACGCGAUGACGCUUCGAAACGGCUUCACUCUGUUGUUCGGAUCGCUGCUUGGGCAAAGCGUGGACAUGGGGAAGACCACCAAGAACGGCUUCCGCGUGCUUGUGGGAGGAUGGUUGAUCUUUGCUUUCAUCAUAGGAACGGCUUAUCGGGGGAACCUGACCGCAGCUCUCACCCUGCCCAAGUACCCGCCGCGACCCGAGACGAUCGAGCAGCUCGUGGGCAAUGCUAAAACGGUAACCAUCAUGCCGUGGGGAAAGGACUUCAAGACAUACUUUAAGGAUUCGGAGUCUCCCGUGUUCGAAAAGUUGUCCGAUUUGAUGCUCGUGGGAAUUGACACCGUCGAGGGACUGCAGCAAGCGAUCGACUCGAGGUGGGAAGAAACUGGAAGAACUGGAACUUUAACUGGAAUAGUGUUUAAGAUGGCUUACCUGAAUGAGUAA
Molecule: messenger RNA, 1119 nt
Organism: Penaeus vannamei (Pacific white shrimp)
Lineage: Eukaryota; Metazoa; Arthropoda; Malacostraca; Decapoda; Penaeidae
Source: RefSeq, a predicted model, not a curated record